AUGCAAGAGAGCUGCACUCACUACAGCAAAGAGGCUGUGUCCUCCCAUACAGGAGGCUGUGUCCUCGCUUGUAGGAGGCUGUGUCCUCCCAUACAGGAGGCUGUGUCCUCCCAUACAGGAGGCUGUGUCCUCAAGAGACCUCCAGCCCCAGAUCCUGUAGGAACACUGUGUUCUCUCCUUAUAGUCCCACUACGUAUUAAUCCGGCGGUGCUAACGAUCUCGGUCAACCCUUACACUAACACAGCGGUCCUCGCUAACACAGCGGUCCUCGCUAACACAGCGGUCCUCGCUAACACAGCGGUCCUCGCUAACACAGCGGUCCUCGCUAACACAGCGGUCCUCGCUAACACAGCUGUCCUCGCUAACACAGCGGUCCUCGCUAACACAGCUGUCCUCGCUAACACAGCGGUCCUCGCUAACACAGCGGUCCUCGCUAACACAGCGGUCCUCGCUAACACAGCGGUCCUCGCUAACACAGCGGUCCUCGCUAACACAGCGGUCCUCGCUAACACAGCGGUCCUCGCUAACACAGGACCUCACUCUCACUCUAAACUCAUCAACUUGAGUAAGUUGUGGGCGCAAAUGUAAACACUUUUUCGGUCAAGAAAAAGAGUAAAUGUAAAUUCCCCCCUGACCAGUGAGCACCAGGUGUAGGUAGACCCUCGGUAGACUCGGAGGACAACACAACUCAUCAGUGUCAUAUUGUCCAAGUAAACCACAAAAUAGUCCUGUAUUAUAGAUUAUUAAGGGGAAACUGUCAAGAGUCUUAUCUCAUGAGAUUGUUGUCCUGUCUAUAUAUUAACCAGUUGUCCUGUUGUCCUGUUUAUAUAGAGUAAAAUAUUGGCCGGUGGCGACGGGCCUGUGGCUCGUCGGGCCCAUCGUGCAGGCGCAGCAGGGCGGGAAGGGAGUGGCGGAGAUGCAAGGGGGAAAUAGGAAGGCUACAGGGAUGAUCCCUACCGUGGUCAAGUCCCUCACCAGCACCAGGUACCCCCUCACCAGCACCAGGUACCCCCUCACCAGGACCAGGUACCUCCUCACCAGGACCAGGUACCCCCUCACCAGCACCAGGUACCCCCUCACCAGCACCAGGUACCCCUUCACCAGCACCAGGUACCCCCUCACCAGCACCAGGUACCCCCUCACCAGCACCAGGUACCCCUUCACCAGCACCAGGUACCCCCUCACCAGCACCAGGUACCCCCUCACCAGCACCAGGUACCCCCUCAAAAGCACCAGGUACCCCCUCACCAGCACCAGGUACCCCCUCAAAAGCACCAGGUACCCCCUCACCAGCACCAGGUACCCCCUCACCAGCACCAGGUACCCCCUCACCAGGACCAGGUACCUCCUCACCAGGACCAGGUACCCCCUCACCAGCACCAGGUACCCCCUCACCAGCACCAGGUACCCCCUCACCAGCACCAGGUACCCCGUCACCAGCACCAGGUACCCCCUCACCAGCACCAGGUACCCCCUCACCAGCACCAGGUACCCCCUCACCAGCACCAGGUACCCCCUCACCAGCACCAGGUACCCCCUCAAAAGCACCAGGUACCCCCUCACCAGCACCAGGUACCCCUCACCAGCACCAGGUACCCCCUCACCAGCACCAGGUACCCCCUCACCAGCACCAGGUACCCCCUCACCAGCACCAGGUACCCCCUCACCAGCACCAGGUACCCCCUCACCAGCACCAGGUACCCCCUCACCAGCACCAGGUACCCCCUCAAAAGCACCAGGUACCCCCUCACCAGCACCAGGUACCCCUCACCAGCACCAGGUAC
This is a messenger RNA of Procambarus clarkii (red swamp crayfish), 1784 nucleotides long. NCBI's taxonomy places the organism in Eukaryota, Metazoa, Arthropoda, Malacostraca, Decapoda, Cambaridae. The record is from RefSeq and is a predicted model, not a curated record.